Messenger RNA from Cladophialophora psammophila CBS 110553, 1644 nucleotides. RefSeq lists its product as uncharacterized. Lineage: Eukaryota; Fungi; Ascomycota; Eurotiomycetes; Chaetothyriales; Herpotrichiellaceae. The record is from RefSeq and is a predicted model, not a curated record. The transcript has 2 exons. The coding region runs from base 1 to 1644 and encodes 547 amino acids.
AUGGCUGCGACUUCUACAUCCAAGCCCGGCUAUCCGGCUGAUCUUCUGUGGGUCAAUCAUGAUGCCCAGAACAUGAAAGCGCAGCCCCACCGGCAACGUGUCUUCAGUCAUAUUCAACAACGGUACCGACCCUGGCAGAGACGCGAUUCAGCCCAGAAAUUAAGAAAAAGCGUGCAAAUACCAACGACAGGCUCUCGAGAGCAGUCUUCCGAGAGUGACGAAGACCGCUUCGAGUCGUGGGGCACUUCUCCAGCCUCGUCAUGCACGUCUUACAGCUCGGACCGUGUGACAAGUCCAGACGGAAGUCCUGGGCUGCUUGCGCAUGAGGUAAAGUUAUUUCGAGGAAAUUCUGAUCCAUUCAACGCCUAUCCUAUCACAAUAUCCCCGAGGGUAAACGACAUUCUUCGGUUCUACCGAGACAUCGUCAUACCUUCACAAUAUCACACCAGCACGGAUGGUUGGAGAACGCUAGACGCCGCUGCCGACGACUGGAAGGAUGUCGUCCGCUCACUGCACGAAAAGGGUGGCGCGCUAGGAUUUCUUGCGCGAUGGGCACAGGUCGCGUCCAAUGUCACGGAAAACUCCGAGCUCGCUGUGCAGAGCUUGCGCUUUCGAUCUGAGAGCACCUCGAUGCUGCUACGGAAAUUACAGCAGGGCUCUGGAAUCGUUUCGCGGACGUCUUACUGGCACAUCAUCGCAUUAUAUAUGGCUGAGGCACAAGCUGGAAAUGCUGACGGGGCGUGGCUCCAUGCAACAAUGCUGUGUCGGGCAUUGAAGUACGAGAGUCAACAUGGGCAAGUGGACAUCACGUCUCUGCGAUCCUUCAUGUACAACGAAGCCUGCGCCUGUUGCAUGUUCCUCAGGAAGCCUGUCUUGGAUUAUGACGGUUGGGUCCAGGAUGUGUUCCAGACAGCUUGGGCAAAAGCCAGGAAGGAACUACCGGCCAUGCAGCUAUCGUUCCCGACAUCUCUGGAUCCGUCGAUUGAAGAUGAGUUCCUUGUGGAAAUGUUCAUCCAGGAGCGCGAAAGUCUCGCCGUCUGGCAACAUGGCUCCAAAAGAGCGGAUGGACUAUCCCCUGCUGUGUUUACGUGGUGGUGUUCCAGCCACCUGGUCAAGCACACAAGGCUCGUAAAGUAUGCACUGGACCGUAUUGACGACGCAAAAGAAGGUAGGGGCCCACAGUCGCAUCUUCACAAGAAGAACGCCUACCUUGCUUUGACUGCGAUCUAUUGGACGCGCCUCAUUGCUGGGGACGAGACACUCCUGGGAAAGGAGAUUUACCAAACGAAGAAACCCUUGCGAAGUCUGGCCCGACAGCUUCUUGAAAAAGAGCAAGUGGUUGUUGAAUUUACUGGAUCGAUGAAAUAUGCACACGCACGCCUGUGGGCUCUUUACGUCGGUGCGCAAGCAGAGCAUGACCGGUUGGGAGUUCGACAUGCCAGCGAGUGCUGGUUCAGCGACCAGUUCUCUCUCCUGGCUUCUCGGAUGAAUCUGUCCUCUUGGAACUCCGUGCGCUUGAUUCUAGACGGUUUCUUAGACUGCGAUGUCGUUGAGCCACGUGGUUCUCAGUUUGUGCCGGCACUGUUGUCGCGUCGUCCCUCAGCGCUAAAAGGAGACAGUCCACCAUCUUCCAAGGCACCAUGA